AUGAAGCCUUCCCGGACUUUGAUCGUGGUGUUGAUGAGCUUGACGUGUGUUAGCGAGCCCCCAUGCGGCGCUUUGGGCAGGAUGGCUCAGCCACUUGACGUUGGGCACGCUGACGAGGAAGAAAGCCGCAUCACACGAUUGGCUGCCUCGCGCAGGGCGCCCUUCAAGGCGGUCUUCGCCCACUCGUAA
Messenger RNA from Penicillium cataractarum, 189 nucleotides. RefSeq lists its product as uncharacterized. The record is from RefSeq and is a predicted model, not a curated record. The transcript is spliced from 2 exons. Lineage: Eukaryota; Fungi; Ascomycota; Eurotiomycetes; Eurotiales; Aspergillaceae. Bases 1 to 189 code for a protein of 62 amino acids.